CUUAUUUUAAAAUGGAACCUUGUAAAGAACAAGAGUCUGAAACUUUACUUCCAGAGAAAUCUCAUAUUCAAAAUGCAAUACCCAUAACACCACAGAAUCCUCCUCAAGGGCAUAUAGUUGAGGGCGGGCAGUAUCCUGUUACUCAACCUCAACCUAUUGUUAAUAGAAAUAACCAAUUUAAUCUCGAUUUUGGAGUUUCUUUAGGAUCAAAUAAUCAAAAUCCUGGGGGUAUUCCACCAGGAGUUCCUCUUGCAAAUGCAGGACAUUUUAGAGGCAGAAAUCAUUCAACUUAUUGACGAUGCACUGUCUGAGGCCAGGCUGUUUUUACAAGAGUAGUUGGUGCAAGUAGAAAACUACAAUGGAUUGGCUGCCUUAUCAUGUGAAUCUUUGGCUGAUGGUGUUGCUGCUGAAUCCCCUUCUGCAUAAAAGAAAUUCGCACAUACCAGCAUUUCUGUCCCGAAUGCGGCUAUAUGCUUGGCACAAACGGCCUCUAACCCUUAAUUUAUCAUUAAAAACCUUAUCCACACAUCUCUCUCACUCCUCAUCCCUCAAAAAUGCUCAAACCUUCUAUCUCCUCUCC
Molecule: messenger RNA, 580 nt
Organism: Moneuplotes crassus
Lineage: Eukaryota; Ciliophora; Spirotrichea; Euplotida; Euplotidae
Source: the annotation of a GenBank genome assembly